Molecule: messenger RNA, 11971 nt
Organism: Odontomachus brunneus
Lineage: Eukaryota; Metazoa; Arthropoda; Insecta; Hymenoptera; Formicidae
Gene: unk
Product: RING finger protein unkempt
Exons: 12
Coding region: 251-2656 (801 amino acids)
Molecular function (GO): metal ion binding
Source: RefSeq, a predicted model, not a curated record
ACGAACGACGACGACGACGACGACGACGACGACAACAGCGGUCGCGGCGACGACGACGACGACGACGACGGUGACGGUAACGGUAACGGCGACGGUGGCGGCGGCGGUGGCGGCAACGACGACGACGACGACGACGACGACUACGGCGGCGAUCGAGGCGGUGCGCCGUGUUGGUCAGUGGCAGCCGUACGUGUUCGUGCGUGUGUUCGUGCGCGAGCGCGGUUGGUCGACGGCUCGCGUCGUAUCCAAGAUGAAGUCCGACUCGAAACCUUUGUUGACAGCUCAGGCGGAAAAGGCGAACCAUUACACAUAUUUGAAGGAAUUCCGUGUCGAGCAAUGUCCCCUCUUCGUGCAACGCAAGUGUACGCAACACCGACCCUUCACGUGCUUCAACUGGCACUUCAUGAACCAACGGAGGCGUAGACCGGUGAGGAAGAGGGACCGUACCUUCAACUACAGCGCGGACAACUAUUGCACCAAGUACGACGAGACAACCGGCAUUUGUCCCGACGGAGAUGACUGCCCGUAUCUACAUCGUACUGCGGGGGAUACGGAGAGGCGUUACCACCUGCGUUACUACAAGACGUGCAUGUGCGUGCACGACACCGACACGCGCGGGUUCUGCGUGAAAAAUGGACCGCAUUGCGCUUUUGCGCACGGCAAUCAUGACCUGCGUCCACCCGUGUACGACAUCAAAGAGAUUCAGGCGCUGGAAAACCCUGACUCGGACCCGAACUCCUCGUCCAACGGGCCUAACAUACUUGACAAGGAGCGCAACCUGAUGAACGAGGACCCGAAAUGGCAAGACACGAAUUACGUGCUGAGCAAUUACAAAACCGAACCGUGCAAGAGACCGCCCAGACUGUGCCGGCAAGGAUAUGCUUGUCCGCAGUAUCACAACAGCAAGGACAAGAGGCGCAGUCCGCGGAAAUACAAAUACCGUUCGACACCAUGUCCGAACGUAAAACAUGGUGAGGAAUGGGGUGAACCAGGUAACUGCGAACAAGGAGACGGAUGUACGUAUUGUCAUACACGUACCGAACAGCAGUUUCAUCCAGAGAUCUACAAAUCCACGAAAUGCAAUGAUGUGCAGCAGGCCGGUUAUUGCCCGCGCGGAGUCUUCUGUGCCUUCGCACACGUUGACCGUGAGUGUACACUCAUCAAUCUGUUGCCAACAGAAGAAAUGAGCCUGGCGAGGGAUAUGGCGGUACCUAUAGAUUGCGGUGCAAAUCUGGCCGAGAUACUCAGCAACGCUCUUCCACCCGACAAGCGCGGUCAUGAUAAGGACAAGCCACUCAGUGAUAGCAGUAAUGGAAGCGGUGAGGUUUCGGAAUCUGCCAGCACUAGUAGUUUGGGUAGUAACAGUUCGCACAGCAAGGCUCCAGGUGCUCAACUGCACAAUUCCAAUACCAAUUCCGGUAUAAGUACGGCCGCUCAGCAAAAACUUACUAGUAUACUCUAUAACCCCAAUUCUCUUAUGCAAGUUAAUGAAAUUCGAAAGCAAAUGGUUGCCAUUGAUAGCGAUCCACUAUUGACGAAAUCUGAAAAGGCUCAACAGAAACAGAGUCUCUACAUCGCGUACAAUUUGAACGGAACAUUAGGUAGUCAUUCGUUAGCGACCACAGUUUCGCCGCUUUCAAAUUCGUUCUAUUCAAACGACACUGUUGAAUCUGUAGUAGGAAACGCAUUAGAUGAAUUGCAUCUAGACGAUCCAUUAAAUUUAGUCGAAUCAAUUCAUAGGGAUACAAAUUCACCGAUCGGCAAUUCAAUAUCGGCGGGCCUAGCUAGCUCCGGUCUACUAGGUAGCUCAGCCCCGGUCAAUAUACCGGGAAUGGCUGAACGUUCCGUUCUUACAAACUUUUCGCCAUCAACAUCCAGUCCAUUACAGCAAUUACAAACAGCUAGCUUUCUCACCGGAUCCAGAUUUUCUCAUCAAGAUUCCAUAGAAUCCACAAUGCCAUUUAUGAAUCAGAUAUCAGAUCCAUUUAGCAAUCACAUUUCGCAACUUAGCAGCUCGGCUUCUAAGCUUAGUGGAUUCAAUAGUAGUUUAUUUGAUUUUGCGAGCCAAGGAAUGUCCCCGUCUCGUACGCAACCACUACCAGCAUCUCCAUUGGUCAAUGCAUUUUCCAUUAGUCCGAGUAACACAGGAUCGUUAUCCGAGGUACAAAGGCUCAGAGAGGAAUUGACGUCGAGCCGUGCUCAGUUGGCGACAUGGGACGAACGCAUUAAUCAGGCGCGCGCGGCUUGCGCGGCAUGGCAAUUGGAGAGUGAAGAGGCGAAAAGGAAAGCCACUAUCGCCGAACAGCAAAGAGACGAGAAUAUGGAUUCUUUGCAGGCUCUGAUGCAAGUAAAAGCACUUAGGGUAGAAAACGAGGCGUCCAGCGGUGGUCCGUAUCUUCACACGGUGAGACGUAUAAGCGAGCUCAGAUCAUUAUCAAUAGCUACCUUGAAAUCAAUUCAAUCGCAAUUACGCUCAGAUCUCGAGGAAGUAGAAAAGGUGCUAUAUAGAGAAACAGCCACAAAAUGUAUGGUUUGCGAAGAACAGAAUCGUACAGUUACCCUAUCACCGUGUAAUCAUUACGUAGUCUGCUCGACGUGUGCUCCAAAUCAACGCGAGUGCCCGUAUUGCCAGACACCAGUCGUUUCGACAAGUUAGGCGCAAAAUUUUUCUCUUAGAAUCCCGUUGUUAUAUUUCCGCUUCUUUCGUCAUUUUAAAAGGGCAAUCACUGUCUCUGAGAAUAUCAUGUGAGUAGUAUCACAAUUUCGCAAAGACUUAUAUUUUUAGUAUACUCUGAACCGAAUACUUUUUAUUACUGCAAUUGCCGUUGCAAUUGCUAUUGCAACUGCCAUUGCCAUUGCCAUUGCAAGAAUUGCAGUAAUAAAUCUUAAGGAUAUGAUUGAAUUAUGUCGCCAAAGUAUGAAGAAUAGGAAUUCAGGAAGCGUAAUCUUAUUACGCGUCGUAUAUUAUGUUGACAUUUUCCUUCUGAUAUAUUACCGUUGUGUGAGUGAUGUCACACUUUUUAACUAAAAGAGCAGCGAGUUAUUGAUUCUAAAAAAUAAAAAAAAUUUUAUUUUAUACAUAAUUCAAGAGACACAUAUUUAGCAGGGUGUUAACUGUAAUACAGUUAGCAUUUGCAAUGUUCACGCAUACGCGUGUUACAGAACAUUUAGCGCGAAAACAAUAUAAUCGCAGUUAUGGACAAAGUUUUGGGACCUCGAGAAUUAUAUAAUUGUUUAAAGAAAUUAUAUACUAAUAAUAUUAAUAAAUGCAACAGAAGUCUCCCAAUUUGCAUUAAUAGUGGGAGGAUCAUUUCUCGAUGGUGAGCUGUGAGACGUAUGUCACACAAGAUGAUAUUUCUAUUUGUAUUUAAAUCUUAUAUAUUUAAUAGGAUUUUCCAAUUGAUUCGCGCAUGCGCGCGUACUGAAUGUAAUAAUAUAAGUAUUAACAAAUUUUAUAUUUUUCGUUGAGAACCUAAUAUUGAAGAUAUAGAUAUUAUAUAAGAGGCAUAUAUAUAUAUAUAUAUAAAUACAUACAAUUUCUAGGUUUUUAUAUCAAAUAAUAAAGAUUUCUCAUUAUAUAUGUAUAUAUACAUAUAUAUAAAUAUAUGAAUAAAUAUUAAAAAUAUAUAUAUGUAUAUGUAUAUACAUUUAAAUAACAAUGUACCAUGGGAGUAUGUAAAACAACCAAAAUAAGUAAUGCUAAAUGAUUUUAUUACGUGAAAAGUAUUAUGCUUAUGUGAAUACAUAUACAUUAUUUAUUUUUUACCUGUCCGCGUUACUAUCACGUAUUCUGUCUUCUCUUUCCGUUCUCAUACUUUUUACAUUUUCGUUGAGUGUAAUAACAUUACGAUAUACCAGAAUACGUUUAUCAUCCAGAUACACUCAAGUUUAUAACAAUAAUAGAUGUUUUUAAUGAUUUUAUAUAAAUAAGAGCUUUUUCUCAUUCUGUUCAUAAUCAAUACGCCGCAUUUGCACAUCCUGUUCUAAUAUCUUUUAUAAAACGAUUCACUUUUACAUUUUAAAUAUGUUUAAUUGUAUGUAAUACUUGCGAUGGAGUUAUUAGACAUUCAAUUAAAAUAGCGUGUGAUAGUAAUAAAAAGAUUAAUCUUUAAACAAUUAUUCAAUUAGAUUACUAAACCAAUUAUUCUCAUUUCGUGUUUAGUCUUUUACAACUUAGAUGUAAGGGAUGUUAAAAAUAUUUAGGAUUUUUCAAUUUAAUCAAAAAAUAACAUCUAUAUACACACAUGCGCAAAUAUAUAGGCAAGUGUGUGUAUGUAUGUGUGCGUAUAUACAUGUAUAUGUGUAUAUAUAUACAUAUAUAUGAGGCAAGUCAAACGUGACAUACGUGUUACAGUUCAACGGCAUGCUUAGUAGUAGCAUGUGAACUUCUCCGACGAUGGACGUCUAAGGCACGUCUAUAUACCGGCUCUAUGCGUAUAUUCAUUUUAAAGAUGUAGUUGUUAAACUCUAUGAUAAAAAAAUUACUAUAUACUUAUGAUGUGAAAUAAAUUAUAUAUUAUAUAUAUAUAUAUUGCCUAAAAGAUAUAUAAACGAUUAUAGAUUAGAUAGGACAGCUAUCAAAUUUUUUCUUUAUAAAAGAAAUUUUCAAUAAUCAAUUUUAAUGACUACUUUUAUUUAAUACGUGCGAUUACAACGUUUAAAUUAAAGUAUAAUACCCCGCACAAAAAAGAAACCACAACACUUUUAUACGACUCGUAAAACCGUUUAAUAAUUUGCAGAAUUAAGUCUCAGAUAAUCAGUCGGGCUUUUUUAAACUGUUUUAAUAUAUAAAUUUUCUCUGAUACGAUGGGGUAUUGUAGCGAACAUUACUUAACUACGAAAUUCCUUAACGUAUACAACAGCCUUAGUUGUUUUUGGUUCGUCGUUUCUCUUUUUUUUUCUUUCUCUUUAAUUAUCUUCAUAGUUUAGUGUCAAAAAGUGAGGCCAAAAAAGAAACAAAUGUUUUAUUACAUCAAUUUUUUAUUACAGAUUAUUAAAAUAUUAAAAUAUAAUAGAUGUUAUUACAAAAAGUAAAAUACAAUUUCUCUAUUAUGGUAUAUAUGGUCUAAAGAUACUGUUUUUAAGAUGCUAUAACGCUAAUAGAGUAAUAAUUAUUAAAAUGUGAUUUUCUUUAAUAUGCUUUAUAUCGUUCAUUACGAUUGAGGUAUAAGAAAGCGGACAUAAAGACAGGAACGUCAUUUUGAUGAUUAUUUACAUCUUUAAUAUCUGAAUAAUGUAAAAAAUGUUCUUUAUUCAUCUUUUCUUUUCCUUGCAUUACCUAUCUUCUUUUCCGAUCAGCAUAAAACGUUAAUGUGAGAUCUCAUCCUGUACGCAUAGAUCAAUGUUUUAAUUUUCAUAGAGGCCGCAUAUACCAUAACACCAUUUUCAAACUACUAUUUAGAAUUUAAGAGAUUUAAACAUUAUAAUGAUGCAUUUUUUGCUUUUGUGCAAAGCAUUCUUUAUAAGUACAACAAAAUGUUAUCGGUAUACACAAGAUAUUUAUUUUGCUACAAUAUAUCCUUUAUGAAUCAUAUAAAUCAAUAAUAAAUUUUCUCAUACAUUAAUACAACACAUUUUGGCACUACUACGUGUGAUUAGCAUUAUAUUUACCUUCUAUUAAAAAGGAAAAGGAAACUAGAAUGCCAAUCGGUAUCCUGGUUUAUAUACUUCUCGACUUGUCGAGCUAACAUGACACGUGAUGUAACAAAUUUUUGAUAAAUCUACAGUAAAUGACGAAGUAAAAGAAAAUCUUUAAAAAGAGUACUUAUAAAGAAUGCAUAUUUUGAUGAUAUUUCGCGAUCGAAAUUUCUUCCUCGCAUUUGUAUUUAAGAAAACAUAAUGUUACAAACAAUGGGAUCAUAUCCGAGACGUAAACAAACGCUUAGUUCUUUGUAUCACUAUUAUGGAAAGCUACGAGAGACGUCAUCUACGUUUUUAAAUGAUCGGAAGGAAGUUACGAUCGCGCGAUAUAUUUAGAAAGUGGAAGUUUAGAAAUGAUAUUCCUGAAUAAUAGGAUUACGAAUAUUACAAUUAUAAUAUUGUACUAUUUUACUUCUAACAAUAACACACACAAUUAAAAAAAAAUAUAUAUAUAUUAAGAAUAUAAAUUAUUGUGAAAGCAACAAAUUUAGCUACAAAAUAGGUUAAUAGGAGAGUAACAAAGUGAAUGAUUAGCUAAUAUUAUCGUGUAACAAAGAAAAAACAUACAGUUGAAUAUUUAUAUACUAAUACCCGGUUGUUGGUUUCAUCGAUUGUCUGCUGUAUUUUCGAGAACGUUAAAAAAUAUAUGGACGUUAAUAUACGAUUAAUUAUUGCCUAUUGUAUGUAAAAGUCGAGUACCGAAUCGAUUUCUUUGUAAACGUAUAACGUAUUAGUUUUUAUUACAUGGAAACUAAAUAAAUGUAUUAUGUCGAUAUGAAUGUAUAGCUAGAACGACGUUAUUCGGAUUCUACGCUAUCACUAAUAUUUCGAGCAUUACCGCAAGGAAAUGCUUUCCAAUUGAUUGUAUAAUUGUAAAGUCUCAUUAGUAAUACGUACGCUCGCCAGCGUAAUUUCGGGUUCGGCGCGUUCGACUUUCUUAUUUUCAUUGCACAAAGAAAACCAACAAUAGGGGGCAAAUUAAAUUAAACACUAUAUUUUUUACAAAUUACAUUAAUAUAAUACGAAUAUAAACGUUACAUGUUCUGUCUUGUGCGAAUGAUUCUUCUUCUGCGUUGCAAUUUAUUAGGAUCCGAGAGCUGCAUCGCGUCUCGAUCGUGUUUAUUUGCGCACUAGUUGAAGGGAAAUCAUAAAAUUGCCUGUUACUUUUCAUUUUCGUGAUUCGCGCGAGAGGAAGAGCACUGACACGUACAUUAUGGACAUUUCGUAAUAUCGAGGAAGAAUUAUCAGCACAGUCCAGGCAUAAGAAAAACAUACACAUAAUCACUAGAAUAUUGUACGAUAAUGAAUUGCGUAAAAUUGUAAUAUGUAACAUUUAAACGAAAUUUGCUGAACAUUUAUAUCACGAUUUAUAACUAAAGAUACUUGCUAUAAACUUGUGUCGUCUUUAAUCAUUCGUAAUUUUUUAUAUAUAACGAUUGCUGCAUUUGUUAUUUUGAUAGUGGCAUGGCUGAGAGAACUCCUGUUGUAACUUAAGUAUUGCGAAAAAACUUCAUUAUUCAUUGGUAGCAAGAUAUGUGUGUUUUUGUUUGCAAAGACACUUGCUCAAUGUUCGCAGAAAUUUCGGACAUUCUUUUUUUCUCUUUUUCUUUCGUAUAAUUCUAUUCUACGACAACCUUUCAUCGGUAAGAAUUAAAGCUCGGAAGUGGGACUGGCUAAUAUAGAGAAAAUCGUCCGCCUAUGAUCCGUUUGUACACGGGUGAGAACUGUGUGGCACGGCUACUCGUAGAAAACUGAUAUCCGCAUCAUACAGAUACUCAUGUCACACGUAUUAUCGUCGCACGGGUAUUCGCAUCACACGAGUAAACAACUUGGAACUUUGCGUCACAAAUGUUGCGAGGGGAAGACUUUUCGUCGUCCGAUUUUCUACAAUGUUUCCAAGCCCGAUUCUUUGUGCUAAGCAUAAUCUUUUAUAUGUAUAAAACGAUGGUAGAUUUAAUACUGUAAAAAAUCCGAUUACAUGUAUGUGCAAAAAAAAAAACAGUUUUCAUACUUCUUUUUCUAACAAAGUUGUAGCGCUCAAGAUUAUCAUAAUUGCGGGCUACUAUUGACCAAUUUACGCAAUAAUUGGCUUUAUCUUCUGUUACUAGAUAAUUACUGUGCAAAUUCGUCAGCAGUGACUUGCAAUUGUGACAAAUUAAAGCGCUGAAAUUUCUUUGGAAAACAAUAUGAAAACUGUUCUUUUGUAACUUUUGAGUGUACGCCACGUUUACAUAUCGUCCGUCUAAUUAGAAAAUCUUCUAACUUUAUUUUUGGAAACAAAAUUGAGAUACUUAUACUAUGCGAUUUGUCUUGAUAAGAUGAUUUUGUUUAAAAAUGGAGUUAAGAAGUUUUCUAAUUAGACCGACGAUAUGUUGCCACUAUUUUUUAUCACUAUUCUUUUUUUUCAAGAGGAAAUAGCGGCAAACGACAGAUGCGGGUGACACGGUCAGACCCGUCCCUAGCAGUACAGCGCAUUAGAUCAAUAUUGAAUCUAUAUCGGCCAAUGUAAAAUUUACAGCAGCCAACCAUUAUAUAUAUGCUUCUCAGAGUGUUAUACGACAAAAUAUCCGUAAAACCAGUUCUUACUCGUAUACAACGGACAAUGGGUUCGGGCGGGCAAAUACCAUUCGAGUAUUCCGAGCACUAGUAAGAAUAGAAUUUGCUCUGUGACUCGCAUCAAUCGUAUAAUUAUUGUAUCUGUAAUCUUUAAAGUAUUUAUAUACGCUACUGUCCCGCUAUAAAUAUCUCAAAAUCACUUAGAUCAUAGUUCGCAUUUCAUAAUUAUUCCAAUGAAACGAUCGCUCAGUUAAUUAUGAAAUAUUACAGUUAUUCUCAGCUAUCUAUUGGUUCGUGAGACUGUAUGAGAGACUGUAACGAGAGACAUCGAUCGAUACGAGUGUACAUCUUAAUGAUCCGAAUUCGAAUACCUUUAUGAAAAAUACGAGGUAACAAAUGACUGUACACUGUGAUUAUUAUACACUUAUACCUUAUCGAUAUGUCGCUCACUCGUUUCUCUUCGUAUAUCUCGCUUAAAAUAAUUUAAUACUUAAUUCUACGGACAUAACAAUGAUGCGGAAUCUUUUGGUGGCUUAUACGACACGUCAAAUACGCACACUGAAAAUAAACUAUGAACAAAACAAAAGAUGUGAGUGUACACACACACACACACACACACACACACACACAUAUAUAUAUAUAUAUAUAUAUAUAUAUAUACAUACAUCAUACAUACAAUCUCAUAUUUUUUAACUCGACAGUAAGACUUUACAUCGAUAUUUUUUCUACAAUUCGGAAAUGACUCGUACGAAGUAACAUUUUGGUAAUACGAGAAAAUCACGCUGCAGUCAUUUGCACCUCAUAUUUAAUUACAAAUAUUUUUUGCAAAAGUAACGUUGAAACAAAUCGAGUCGCAAAUUCUCAAACGUUUGCUCUCCAACUGCAAAAUGAAUACGAUUGGCUAGUUUUGUUGCAGGUGUAUGGCUUUGCAUUAUUUAACACGCGACAAAAUUUCACAAUAAACAAAAGAAACGUCAUACGAUAUGUAUGAAGGGAAAACAAUAUGUAAGCACAGUGCCAUUUUCAACAGAUUUAUGAAAGUAAUAAAGUUGCGUUUUGCGAAAUGGAUGAAUGUGGUCUGCAAAUAUCUCGAAUUUCUAUAAAUAAUUCCGCACUCUCAAUGGAUCUAUACGGAAGUUUGCAUUUCUUGAUCAGGGAUCUUGAAAUUAUACGAAACAGAACAUUUGUAAGUGAAGCUUUGUGUAGUUCUCGACAGUGUGCGAAAUUAUAUAGGAAUGUACGCCCUGUUAAAAUAUUUUAAUACUUUUGCAAUGUAUUACGGUAAACACCGUCUUCCGGUACAAUAUAAUAUUUAGGCGUAGCCUAAAGUACGGUGCGAAAUAAUUGGCGGCAAAGCGAAAGCAAAUUAACAUAAACGCGUCUAUAAAUGUUGUUAUACGUAAGCUUGACAUAGAAAUUGCUCUCUCUUUCUUUUUCUCUCUCUCCCCCCCUCUCCUCUCUCUCUUCUCUCUCUCUCUCUCUCUCUCUCUCUCUCUCUCUCUCUCUCUCUCUCUCUCUCUCUCUCCCUCCCUUCCUCUUUCUCUCACACAUACACAGUUUAACAGAACAACUACAGAUACACAUUCAAUACAGAAAUUAUAUCCGAUAUAUUCGUAUAUUGUGUAGCUUCUGGUGUUAACAAACAAUGUACUUAUGUGUUAAGCGGUUAAGGUACUAAAUAUCUCGCAGGCUAUUGCGUGAACGAAUCGUGUAACGUUUGUACGUCGUGUUUAUAUGUGAAUUACUUGUAACGCUUAUGAGGAUAUCGAAACACAGUUUUCAGAUUACGAACUAACGUCGCGAAUCGCAAAAGAAAAGAAACGUUUGAAGAUUCGUUCGUGUAAUGCAAUCGUUGCUUUCACAGGAUGAUAUUGUCGACGUAUCGUUUUUCACUGCGCAAAGGAUUUUUGCACGAGAUAAAAGCAAAUUGUAUCGACAUUCGAGUGAUUUGACCGAAUACGCGAUCACCGCAUCAUUUUCAGAGAGAUAGAAAAAAAGGAUUGACACGAUAGAACAAUAUCAAGACUGCUAUAUAAUUUAUCACAUAAGCGUAGUUUUUCUCCAAAAGCCCGAUGCAAAACUAUGUUGGCACAAAAGAAACAAGAUUAUUCGCCAUUACUUAUUAUAAUCCUAUUCGUCUUAAGGCAUGCAUAUUAAGAUGAAGAUUUUCUAAUAUUUUAAUAGAACAGUCGAAAGUUUUUUUAGCGGUUAUUUUUAUGUCUCAUGUCUCAUGUAGUCUUCAAAGUAGAUAGCGUUUAUAACAUAUAAAUUAGAAAUUAUGUAUCCAUAUAUAUACAUAUAUAUUCACACACACACACACACACACGUAUGAUAUGUGUGUGUAUAUACAUAUAUAUAUUUUUUUGUAUUUAUGUAUACAUGUACACACACAUAUAUACAUACAUACACACGAUUGUGUCAUAAUAUAUUGGGAGAUUUCUUUCAAAAACUAUACAAUAAGAUGUACGAGCUUCUUGCAAAAAAAAUAUUUCUACUCAACUGUAUAUUUUAGUCGAUAAGACAUUUAUGCUAGACGAUGAAAAGUCCGAUUACAAAAUCAAGAUCUCGGCACAGUUAUUUAUGGGAUACUCGUAGUUAACAUCCGCGAUCGUCCUGUGAAAGGAAACAAUAGAUAUCUAAUUAUAAUUAUUGUAAAAUAUGAUAAAGAUAAAAGUAAUAACGAUUACAAUAAUAGAUUACAAAAUUGAAGAUCUCCGUGGGUGACUAUCGUUCUGAUCGUGGUCGCUUCUAUGCAUGUAUGGCGCACUUAACGGAAUACUUUAGAUUGCCGAUUCAUAUCCCGCACUGAUUUUCUGUAUAACGCGGAUUUUGUACGUUUUUUAAAAAAUUUCUCGCGCAAAGUAAUGUAAUGCCUCUCCCCUAUCGAGUACAUAUGUUCAAUAUAAAAGGUAAUAUUUUUGUCACAGAGAUGUAUUCCAUAAAAUCUCACGAUUACAAGGAAUAUAUAUCGCAACAAUAAUACGGAGAAGGUGAAUCGAUCAAAGCAAAACUUAAUGUUAAGGUGGUGACUAUAUAAUAACAACUGAUGUCGAAAAAAGAAUAAAUCCCUAUAUGGGAUCGUAAGCGUAGCGCCCUAAAUUCACAUUCCAGAUCUGUCUAUUGUGCUAAUCUCCGAAAGGAAAAUUGAGAAUAAGUAGAUUAGAAGGAAUCGAUAUAUAACGUGUCUGUGAAAUUGAACCUGUUUUAAUUUUACGGAAUAAGUGGUUAUCGAUUUCUUUUAACUUAUCUGUUUUUCUUAGAAGUAUUUGCACGAUCAAAGUGCAAAAUUUAUUCGGUGUGAAUAUCAGAUAUUAAUGGUACUACAAAGAAACCGCAACAAGAUCAAUUUCUUACUAUUAAAUGUUUCUCUUUCUCUAUCUCUUUGUCUCUUUCUCUCUGUAGCAAAUUCUAAUCGAUAUAUAUCAGUACAAAUCUACAACCUGAAUAAGAAUUAAUGAGGGAGAUGCAUCGCUCGGAUGGACAAAAAAAUUACAAUAUCGACGACACGUAUUUUUGGCAAUACAGAUUUAAAGAAUACUGAAUAAUCAUAGUAGUAAUAGUUAGAGAACCAAUAAUAAAAUAAAUUUUGUUCCAAUAUUUUUUUGAUGACUGAAAGUUUAUAUACUAAAAAUGGAAUAACAACAAUAAUAAUAAUUAUGGUGUACGUAAUUCGUAGGACGGAUAUUCGUUAUUGCUUCUUAUGCUAUAUUACUAUAUAAGUAGUGUAUUAUAAAAAUAAAUAAAUAUUGUAAUUCAAUAAAUCGAAUCAAUUUUA